Heterobilharzia americana is the source of this 1189-nucleotide messenger RNA. The record is from the annotation of a GenBank genome assembly. Lineage: Eukaryota; Metazoa; Platyhelminthes; Trematoda; Strigeidida; Schistosomatidae.
AAUCAAUUGGUUUACACUAGCUCGUUAAAAGAUAUUGGAUUAUUACAACCUUAGGUUCAAGUUUGCAUAUGAGGUUUCGCAGCCAUUUGGAGGGUGUUAAGAAAUUUCUCGGUACGUUUGCUGCAAUUGUGGAGUCAUGUUUAAAAGUUGUAAACAGCUGUUCUAAUAACGUCUAUCCGCCUAAUACUUGGUAAUAAUCCAUAACAGUCAAGGUUUGGAAGUCAUUUUGUUUAAAUUGAUGGCAAUCAUUGAAACUGUAUCUAAGUGCUUUGCAGCUUUGUCAUAUUUACUAAUUGCGGUCGCUUCUAUAAUAUUUAUUUCUGUCGGUGGAAGUAUACUUGUAUUCUGUUUGCAGCAUAAACAUGCACUGACUGAAACGAAUAUCUCGUUUCCUGGUUAUAUCAUACUUGGUACGGGUAUUUUACUUCUGUUCACUGGUGCUAUUGGUUUAUUUGCUUGUAUAAAACACAAUCGCUGCUUACUUGUACUUUUUUACACAAUGAUGCUCAUAAUUUUACUUUGCGAACUAGCUCUUCUUAUAGUCUCUAUGUAUUAUUGGCCUAAAGUUAGCGAACAAAUAGCCCACAUGCUUCACGAAGAGUUGAAUAUGUAUGAUAAAGUUGAUGAGAUUCAAAAUGCUGUAGAUAUCCUUCAGUCAAAGUUUCACUGUUGUGGAGUGAACAAAUGUUCUGAUUGGGAAUCUACUAGUUUCUAUAGAACUAACCUUACCUUUCCAAAAAGCUGUUGUGCUGAUUAUAACUCAACAUAUUUGUAUCCGGAUCAGAAAUGCGACCCUUACCAAAUUGGCUGUCUUGAUUCUUUAAGAAGUGAAGUUCACAGAUAUUUGGGUUAUGUUAUUGGAUCCGCAUGUACCUUUUUCCUACUGCAGCUUAUGGGGUUGCAUAGUACAUGCAUUAUCAUCUGUCGAUCACAAACUAUCCACCAUUGGCGUAAUGAUGGCUACAUUAAUAUAUAAUUCAUGAUUGGUUUCGGCUGGUCGUAUGCUUCACUGUCCAACGAAAGCAAACUGUUUAGGUUAUGAAAUGUUCAAUGUCCAAGUACACGCUAACUUCACUCUGCUUAGAUCUCUCAUCCAUUUUAUCAUCAAACUAUUCAGUAUGAAUUUCCUAUAUUUAUUUCAUUGAUAUUUUCUAAUUGAUUAAAGUAUCAAAUACAACAGUUUUUUAGA